CCGCGGUCAGCCAGCGGACCAGCGGCAGGAGCCGUUCCCCGACGGGCAGCGGGGCGCUCGGCCUCCGCGUCUGGGCUGAGCGCGGCGACGCUGCUGCCCCGAAAUCCUCGUGGAUCUUGAGUCGUAUGGAACCUCAAGGUCUUUGUGACAAUGGAAACCAAAAAAUUAAUUGGUAAACCGCUUCAACCAGCAAGACCUGUUCGUCAUCUGACUUCUCCCCCAGGAGCAGUGUUCCCUUUCAACUUUCAAAAUGAAUAUCCAUGCAACACUCAGUGCAUACAAAGUGGAGUUAGCAGAUGUAAGACGAAUGGAAUGCAAGCCUUUUCUCAAGGUCUUAAUGAACAACAGCAACAUCAGUCUCCAGUUAAAAAAGAGAGAAUUAAAUACAGCAGAGAUUUCCUGUUGAAGCUCUCAAGUGUUUCCAUCUGCAGAAAAAAACCAGACUUUCUGCCUGAUCAUCCCAUUGUACUGCAAAAACCAGAAAACAACCAAAGUUUUAAGUAGCAUUUUAAGAACAGAUGAAUUUGAAGAGAAAGAAUUAUUCAUUUUAUAGUUUGGACAUCUGCAAAUGAGGUGGAUCUAGCAACAAUAACUGUAAUGGACUGUGACAAUUCAAUUUAUUCUUAAUUUUGAUGGUUGAGUAUUUGAC
Molecule: messenger RNA, 649 nt
Organism: Macaca mulatta (Rhesus monkey)
Lineage: Eukaryota; Metazoa; Chordata; Mammalia; Primates; Cercopithecidae
Gene: C8H8orf88
Product: chromosome 8 C8orf88 homolog
Biological process (GO): negative regulation of translational initiation
Cellular component (GO): cytoplasm
Molecular function (GO): eukaryotic initiation factor 4E binding
Source: RefSeq, marked provisional